AUGCCAACCUUCAAGCUGGCGAAAUUCAACCCCAUGAAAUGGUUUCCGAGGAGGAAAGCGCGGCGGUCCCUCGAGGUGCAGGAAAUCCCUAAAGGCUUAGCACGAUAUGGAACCCCGCAGGCAUCACCUCGAUCCGCAGAAGUAAUAGCGCAACUCCCCGGCCCAAUACUGGAGCGCAUUUUCUCCCUCGUUUGCCCGCAUGCUCAGGAUGAGACCUACGACAGCUGUGAACAGUCUGCCGUCGAGGAUACCUGCAUGUUAUGCGAUCUAAGGGAUCUAUCUCACUGCGCGCAAGUCUCGAGGUGGUGGAGGAAGCAAGCUACGAACGUCCUAUACCAUAGCAUACGUCUAGAUGUUGUUCAUUACUGCGAGCUCGAAGAUGUCCUUGCAGAGAAGCGCAAGCAUCGCUCUCGAUUAAACCGCAAUGCCGAACCCGAAGAUACAGCCCAGGCGCGACUUCGACUGCUAUGCAGAACACUCCGGGAGGACAUGGGUGGAUUCGCGCUGAGGGUUCAGUAUUUCAAGACGCCGUAUAUGCAACGAGAGACUUCUAAGCCAGAUCUUGCGCGGACAGCGGCAGUAUGCCCAAAUCUACGCUACAUGGAUCUCCCCGAGGGGUUCUUUAUGGAUGACCCAUCCUGUAAUACUUUGAAGCAAGAGGUUAUUGGAAGAUGCCCAGAUAUGAGGAAGAUGACAUAUAUGGGUGGAUCAGAACGCAGUCUAGAAUUGCUGGCUGGUGGUAACCUCUGGCGGAAUUUGGAGGUAUUGGAACUCUCAGGAUUGAAUAUGGAUCCUACGAUAUUACGACACGCUCUGGGGUCCUUACCACAGCUACGUGCUCUGAAGGUCACGAAUAUGAUGCUAUUUACGGACCAGCUGUUUCAACAUAGCGAAUAUCUCCCUCCGUUCCCUCCUCUCACCGAACUUAUAUUCGAGAAGACUCCCAAUGUCACGGCCAACGGCUUGAUCACAUACCUCUUCCGCUCCGACGUCCAGAAUACGCUCAAGACUCUGUCUCUCACGGAAACAGGCGUCCAUCCGUCAACCCUACAGCAAGUUCUUACCACGGCUCCAAAACUCGACCAUCUCUCCAUAACAGAAAGCGUAACCUCCUCCAUUCCCAGCGGGACCCCAUCCUUAUUAUCCACCUCCCUCCUUACUUUGCACUACGAAAUAACCGACGCUCCGUCCUCCAACUCCUACGCAAGCACGAAAACAAGUUACUACAACUAUCUCACUUCCUCCCUUCUCUCUCACGGCCUACCCAACCUCCUCGAACUCUACGUCCGCGACCCUGAUUUCCCAGAAACCCUAGUGGACCUCGCGCCCCCACGAGCACCCUUCAGCACCGAUCCCGACAACUUCGCCCCCCAAAACCCCUUCCUCUCUCCUACCCAAUCACCCUCAAACCAUCGCUUCAGCUCCAACAAUCCAUUCGCGAAACUCCAGCAAAGCGGACAGGGCAUGCACCAAGACCUCGUAGUGUACAGCAAAGGCCUCGACGAAAUGGAGUGGAAUUUCUCGCGUGUGAAAACGGCUGCUGCGCGCGGUAGGAGGGGCAGUGCUUCGGCUCCCAGACCGGUGAGCAGUUAUGGAUUGAGCGAGAAUAUGGGGAAGAGUUGGGGCCACGGGGCGAGGAAGAGCGUUAUCGUAGGGAAUGGGUUUGGAGGGUUCUUGGCGGUGCCAGCGGAUGGGGAGGGGAGACCGAGUACUAGUGGUAGUGCGGGAGCGAGUAAGAGGGGUAGUCAGUAUGAUAUGUGGCGUUGA
Lachnellula hyalina is the source of this 1767-nucleotide messenger RNA. RefSeq lists its product as uncharacterized. The coding region runs from base 1 to 1767 and encodes 588 amino acids. The record is from RefSeq and is a predicted model, not a curated record. The transcript is spliced from 2 exons. Lineage: Eukaryota; Fungi; Ascomycota; Leotiomycetes; Helotiales; Lachnaceae.